UAAUUGAUUUUUAUGUUUCCAAUAAUUACAAAGGGAAUAUAAAUAAGCAUGAAUAAAUAAAUUUUUUGUUCUGCUCCCACAUGUCUAAUGUAUGAGGCUUAUGUAUUUUUGGGGGGGUUGCUAUGGCCUGGAGGCUCCUGUCGCCUGCAGUGUCCUCAUCCUACAAGCCGGCCCUCCUCCCUUCAUGUUUUUGCUUUCACAAUCCCCCUUAUGUUCAUAAUUAUCCUGUUUACCUUUGCUUUUUCUUUUAAGUCUGCUGCUUAUUUCCGCUUCAUAUUGCUUGUAGCCGGUAACCCCUCCCUAAUAUCCUCUGUUGUCCAUUGAUUUGAAGGGAUCUGACAGGUGCAAGCAAUAUUGUAGAAGCUGUCUCAUCCUUCACUUCACUGCAGUCGGCUUUGAGGAAAUAGGUUGUCAGCUGCUACAGGCUGCUCUGAAAGAUAAAGUUCAGAAAUGGAACAUUUGUCUGGAUGUUUUUAAGCGACAAAACAAUCUGACAUGAUGACUCUCAAAGUGUUUGUGCUGAGCUUCCUCAUUGGAGCAGCUUUCUCCACACCUCAAAAAGAUGAGGAGUCCAAAGUCUUACUCCAGAAAGAGGACUUUUACAUUCUGCUGCCAUCGCAGUUGCUGGAGGUCUCAUUUACAAACAGGUCUAACCCUCGGGCUCCCGUCCUCCUGAUGAGGGGAGGAAAGCUGGUCGGCAGCAGACAGGACAAACUCAGCCUGAACCGCGACCACCUCAUUGUCAAGAAUGUUGGUGAAGGGGAUGAGGGGCUGUACACCUUGAAGGACCCAAACGGCGUCCAGCGAAUCAGGCUCACAGUCCGAGACUGCACCUUUGAGCGGCUGAUUGACUAUGGAGGCAACUUCCAUAUACCUCUGUGGGAGGCGAACCCUGUCAUCACAGUUGAGUUCCGGCCCAAGGCAGUGGAGGCCAACCAGACAUCAAGUCCUGCUCUGGUUGUGCUGACUGCUGCCGGGGACACCACACCACCCUAUCAAGGUCGGGCAACAAUGGGUGAGCGUGUCUUCACCCUCAACGCUGUCACAGGUGCAGAUGAGGGCAGCUACACGGUAAUGGAUUAUAAAGGUGCUACCAAGAAUAAAGUGUGCUUAAAUGUCAAAGCACACCAACACUUUGAGACCCCGGCGUACGGUAAAAAACUGAAGAUCAACCUGAUCGUCAACAGCACUUUGGUUCAGCUCUACUACAACACUGAUCAGGGCUCCCAUCUCCUUCUGGAUAAAGGAGAAUUUACAAAUGCUCCAGCAGAGCUGGGUUUUCAGGACCGUCUCUCCCUGGAAGGCUCCAUUGUUUUUCUCGAUCAGCUUAAGGAAACAGACAACGGUGUGUUCAUGAUUAAGGACAUGCAGGGGUUCGUUUUCUCCAACAUCCAUCUGAAAGUGAAACCUCAGAGGCUGGAGUUACUCUAUGUGGCCAUCAUUGCACUGUUGGGCAUUCUGGCUUUCCUUCUGCUUGUCUGCCUGCUGUCCUGUCUGAUCAAAGUGAAGAAGAGGGCCAAGAGGGCCGCUGCCUUGGAGAAACUGGCCCAGAAUGCUGGCAAAGAAGAUGAGGGAGAAGCAUUUAGACAGGUGGUGAAGAACAUCACAAAACUCAGCGAGGAAUCCAAACACUCUCAAGCUGACAACACCGAGAAAUCUCAGAGCACUGAGGUGGACAUCAAAGGUCUGGAGGUUUCCUCCAAAGAGGUUGGGGUUGGUAAUCUAGAGACCAGUGACUCAGGCGUGGGCUUUAACACUGCUCUCCCGCUGGACACCGACACUGAUGCCGCUGAUCAAAUCCCCGAUUCCGAGGCUGUAAGCAUCUCCAUUGCUCCUGAACCCAAACCAAGUCAACCAUCUGCUACCGAGUCCAAGCCAAGUGCGGAAAUUAAACCCAGCCCACCUCCUGAAACCAAAGUCAGCCCAGUCCCCGAAAUCAAGACAACUUCUGAAAAACCGGAGGAAGUAAAGUUAGAUAUUCCCAAGAAAGCAGAUUUGAAACCAACUCCAGAACCGAGCCCAGAUCCCAAAGCCGUUCUGAGCUUAGCUGAUCCAAAGUCUCCACCCAGCUCAAGCCCAGAACCAAAACCAGCUGCCCCCAAAGCCACCACUCCAGUACCUGAAACCACCCUAGCUCCCACACCCGAGGCCCCCAAACCAGCUACACCAGAACCCAUCAUCAACGGUACACCUGAGCCGGGGCUGGUCUCCAAACCCAGCCCAGAUCAUUUGGGCACUGGAGAAACAAUCGCAAAAGUUGCCUCGCCUAAAACCCCUGAAGUCGAGCUGAAAUCAAGUAGUGUUGUUCCAGAGGCCAGCAAGGAGGGUGCUGUCGCCGAGAGCUCUGCAUCCACCUGAGAGGUGUCCUCCCCACCAAGAGUCCCAAAGGAAACCCCACAGAUCACAACACCACUGCAGACAAUCAAACCCCCCGCCCUUACCAAACCGCAUCAGCCGGGGCCUGGACAACCUGGAAUUCCACCAAGACUUCCUGAUCAAAAACAUGAUAUGUGAUUGUUAAAGCCUUGUUUUCCACUAUCUUUACUGUAAAACUGCCAAACUGCAACUGAAAUCAUUUGCAGAGUUUACGACUAACAACGCUAACUCGGUCAGAUAUUUUUUUCAUUUUCUUUUUUUAUUUUAAGAUACACAGAUACGUUUACAGCAUUUCAUUGAAUCCAUAUCAAGACCAUAUUCAUGAUCAGACAGGAUUGCAAAAAGGCAAACACCAACCCAGAUAAUGGCAGUCAGAACCAAUGAGGUUUUGUAUCCUGCCAAUAUUUCUUAGAUGUAAGACAUUCGCUACGAGGAUUUUUGCAUGACAUCAUCCACACACACACGAACCAAUAGUGCUGAAGGAGAUAAGAUUAAGUUACGAUUUUGGAUAAUUCCAUUUUAGUUCAAACUGACUGAUUAAUAUCAUUACACUUUUUUCUACAUCUUAAAAUUAUUUCUCUAUUUAACGUUAACAUGAUCAAAUCUUCAGUGGAACAGAGAUCUUUAUGUUUGCACUCAUGCACGUCUGCUGGUUCUGGUGUGCAGUAAAAUAGCAUAAGAAAUUGACAAAAACUGAAAUGAACUUGACUAUUUAGACAUUUUGGGAGGCUCAUUAGCAGAUCGUUGACUUUCACCUGGCCUUUCCUUAAAAUUAUCCAACCAUAGUAGUGUUUUUUAUCCGAAAAAUUAGGUUUUGUGUCCACAACUUUUAAAGCCAUAAGACAAUUUCAGAUGUCAAAUUUGAUACUAAACCCAACGCAAAAACAUCCUAUUAAAAUAUUGACAUCAGCGUGCCUCAACAUCGAACAAAAUAAUGACAUCAUGAGGCGAGACGAGGGCAUUCUGAUAAAAAAAAUGGGCUUGACGCUGCACAGGCCUCAUGGUCUAGAUCUGUGAGGGAACCACAAACCCAUCUGGGAAAAACCAUCAUGGCUUUUCAUUUUUGGACUAACAUAAAAACCACAAACACACAACGCACUUUUGUAAAUACUGCAUGUGUAUGCCGAUUUAACACCUUAAUGACAGAAUGUUAUUAGUGUAUAGAUCAAUUCCUGUAUCAUACUAAAUAAAUGAAAGGAAAACUAAAUUACUUUCACACAAACUUUGAUUCUAAUAUGUAAAAAUUCAUCUACAAAUUGUGUAUCUACUAUAUACUAUGUAUACUAAUAUUCACUAAUGAGUUAAACUAAUAUAUAUAUAUAAUAAAUAUUGAUAAAAUGAUUAAUAUUCGCUCUUAUACCAACCUGAUGAAGUCCAGUAACUCCCAUUAUUUAGAUGAUGUCUUCAGAUAUGUAACCACUGUCACUUUAAGUGUAGACUACAGCAUGCCCAAGACUUCUUCAGAACAACAGGCUUGUAUUUUUGAGAAGUGUUAUCAGUGUGUGUUUGCUCUCAAGAGUGGUCUUUCGAUGUUGCCAUUUUCGUCCGUAAAGUCUGUGUGCCUACAGUGUGACGUCCACGAGUGUGAGCGUGUCCCGAUGAAUCUAUGCACAGAAUGAAGCGUGCUCUCCGUGUCCUGCGUGAGGUUUCCAUGUGCCUGCUACAACUGUCUUGCGAUUUGAAGAUGUAAUUAAGUCAUAGGUGUGAAUGUGCUUCAAACCACACGAGAAAAGCGUACAAUAUUGAUGUUCGGGUGAGUCUCGUCUUUGUUUUUGGUGCCUAAAAUGCUUGUCUGAUAGCUGGCCUUUCUUCUGUCAUUAGCCACCUCCUAACAACACCUUUGUCUUAUCUAAUGGGAUGUUCACAGAAAUCACAGCUGAGCGACCUGAGAUGUUGAAGCGGCUGCAUGUGGUGCAGGUUUCUGAAGUAUAGGGGUGCAUUGAUGAGGGAAAAGGUGAAUUUCAAAGCUCUGCGUUGUGUUGUGUUUGAGGAAACUGCAUCUGCAAGCUCCACGACUCCAUCACGGGUCGUAACGCUGAAAUGGAAGCGGAGCCCCAGGAGACUCAAAGAGCAAGAGGUGGACAUGACCAGCAUCUUAAAGACCACUCAGCAGAACAGGAGCUUUCACAUCUAUGGUGCCUGAGAGACUAUGGUUUCAUACCUGCUUCUAAUUACCCACUAUAAGAAACCACUAAAGUCACUGGAAGUCCUUUUGCACCACGUGAACUGUCUCCUCCGUCGCUGUUAUGGCCUGAUUAUAGUGUGACAUCCUACUUAGUCUCUUUCUGUACUCCUUUUUGCACAACACAGACGUUUUGUAAAACAUGUCUUUAUUUGAUGUCUACAGAAAAAUAAGGAUAAAUAAAAGAUAAUGACAUGUUG
Molecule: messenger RNA, 4758 nt
Organism: Oryzias melastigma (Indian medaka)
Lineage: Eukaryota; Metazoa; Chordata; Actinopteri; Beloniformes; Adrianichthyidae
Exons: 11
Coding region: 496-2358 (620 amino acids)
Source: RefSeq, a predicted model, not a curated record